Molecule: messenger RNA, 768 nt
Organism: Alternaria atra
Lineage: Eukaryota; Fungi; Ascomycota; Dothideomycetes; Pleosporales; Pleosporaceae
Exons: 1
Coding region: 1-768 (255 amino acids)
Source: RefSeq, a predicted model, not a curated record
AUGAAGACGAGGUUGCAGCGCUCGAUCGAGCAAUAUACUCCACCUUCAUCACACGAUGGCCAAUGUCUCCGAAGCUCUCAGAUAUCCCUGACCAACCUCGACUCAAACACAAACGCUCUUCGACUCUGGGAAGAGCUAGAUAAUCUGCAUAUCAACAGCGCAAAGUCUUAUAUCGAGUUUGAAGAGCGCUUCGUCGACCUCUCCGACUCGUACUGCGCUCUAUCUGCGGGCUAUGACCAUCUAGUCGAAAAGCACGACAGUCUUCUAGUCAUCGUCGUUAAGUUAUAUACCGAGCUGGGCGUCCAAGCUACAGCCUUGGUGGAAUUGAACGAGUGGAAGAUGCGCGCGCAGAAGAGCUUCGCUGAAAUACAGGUUCAAGGGCAAGAUUCCGAGCUUUUGUGUUGUAGUACACCGCGUUCGAUAUCUACGGUAGACAUUGCGACUGGUCAGGUGGAGUCUAAUCUCAUGACGGCGGAGAAUCAGGUUUCCAAAAUUGCAGUGGACGGACAAGACCCCGGCGUUGCGGGCUUGCAUUCGUCCCCCACGACACCGGGCAGUUCGGUCAAACAGCAUGUUGCACAUCCUCGCUUGAAGUUGAGAAUGCCGCCUCAACCGGUUACUGAAGAAGCACUUAUGGAAUCUCCCGUUGAUUUGGUAUCUGAUCAGCAUCCAAGUUUCAAGCGGGUCAGGAAGCCUACGGAGAAGCGCAAGGCAGCUGCAAUACAGGCCGAGCCGAGAGGACAGAAGACAAAGGAGUGUCGCAGAUGA